CUCAAGACGAUCUUAAAUGGGGAUGAGAAUAGUUUGGUCUUUGAAAAUUUGAAUCCAGAUACGUUAUAUGAUGUGUCAGUUACUGCCAUCUAUCCUGAUGAAUCAGAAAGUGAUGAUCUCAUUGGCAGUGAACGAACAUUACCCUUGGUACCUAUCACCACACAAGCCCCAAAGAGUGGCCCACGAAACCUUCAGGUGUACAAUGCCACUUCACACAGUUUGACUGUAAAGUGGGAUCCUGCCAGUGGUCGAGUGCAGAGAUACAGGAUCAUUUACCAGCCGAUCAGUGGGGAUGGCCCCGAACAAUCGACUGUGGUUGGAGGGCGGCAGAACAGUGUGGUGAUACAGAAGCUGCAGCCUGAUACACCAUAUGCUAUUACUGUGUCGUCAAUGUAUGCAGAUGGUGAAGGGGGACGAAUGACAGGACGAGGCAGAACAAAACCUCUCACUACUGUGAAGAACUUGCUAGUUUAUGACCCAACCACUAGUACACUGAAUGUUCGAUGGGAUCACGCAGAAGGGAAUCCACGCCAAUAUAAAGUGUUUUAUGGACCUACUGCCGGAGGUGCAGAAGAAAUGACCACAGUACCAGGAAACACAAACUAUGUCAUCCUGAGGACUCUUGAACCCAACACACCUUACACUGUAACUGUGAUUCCAGUUUUCCCAGAGGGGGAUGGUGGACGUGUCUCUGACACUGGAAGAACUUUGGAGAGAGGAACACCAAGAAACAUUCAAGUUUACAAUCCUACACCAAACAGCAUGAAUGUGCGAUGGGAACCUGCUCCAGGUCCAGUACAGCAGUACAAAAUUAAUUACUCUCCACUGUCUGGCCCAAGGCCAUCAGAAUCUAUUGUGGUACCAGGCAACACUCGUGAUGUGAUGCUGGAGCGCUUGACUCCUGACACUGCUUACUCAAUAAAUGUUAUAGCUCUGUAUACAGAUGGAGAAGGAAAUCCAAGCCAAGCACAAGGAAGAACACUGCCUCGCAGUGGUCCAAGGAAUGUGAGAGUGUUUGACGAGACCACAAACAGCCUUUCUGUACAAUGGGACCAUGCUGAUGGGCCUGUCCACCAGUACAGAAUCAUUUAUUCACCCACUGUGGGAGACCCUAUCGAUGAAUAUACAACAGUUCCUGGGAUAAGAAAUAACGUGAUACUACAACCACUGCAAUCUGACACGCCGUAUAAAAUUACUGUUGUGGCUGUGUACGAAGAUGGAGAUGGUGGACAACUGACUGGAAAUGGCAGAACUGUUGGCCUACUUCCUCCUCAAAAUAUGUAUAUAACUGAUGAAUGGUAUACACGAUUCAGAGUUUCCUGGGAUCCUUCACCAUCCCCUGUUCUUGGCUACAAAAUUGUAUACAAACCUGUGGGUUCAAAUGAGCCUAUGGAGGUUUUUGUUGGAGAAGUGACUUCCUACACCUUGCAUAAUCUAUCUCCCAGUACUACUUACGAUGUGAAUGUUUAUGCCCAGUAUGAUUCUGGAAUGAGCAUACCUUUGACAGAUCAAGGCACUACAUUAUACUUGAAUGUCACUGACCUAACAAGUUACAAAGUGGGUUGGGAUACUUUCUGUAUCCGAUGGUCAGCUCAUCGGUCAGCAACUUCCUACAGACUGAAGCUAAACCCUGCUGAUGGUUCCAGAGGCCAGGAAAUCACAGUACGUGGAUCAGAAACGAGCCAUUGUUUUACUGGCCUCUCACCAGACACAGAAUACAAUGCUACCAUCUUUGUUCAGACCCCUAACCUUGAAGGACCUCCCGUCUCUAUGAGAGAGCAUACGGUCCUCAAACCUACAGAGGCACCAACUCCACCACCUACACCUCCUCCACCUCCCACAAUUCCUCCAGCUCGAGAUGUAUGCAGAGGUGCCAAAGCAGACAUAGUAUUCUUGACUGAUGCUUCCUGGAGUAUUGGUGAUGACAACUUCAACAAAGUAGUAAAAUUUGUUUUUAAUACAGUAGGAGCCUUUGACUUGAUUAAUCCUGCUGGAAUCCAGGUUUCAUUUGUGCAGUACAGUGAUGAGGCAAAAUCUGAAUUUAAACUCAAUACGUUUGAUGACAAGGCCCAGGCCCUGGGAGCGCUUCAAAAUAUUCAGUACAGAGGAGGAAACACAAGGACGGGCAAAGCCUUAACAUUUAUCAAAGAAAAGGUUUUGACUUGGGAGAGCGGCAUGAGGCGAGGCGUUCCCAAGGUACUUGUUGUUGUCACAGAUGGUCGGUCUCAGGAUGAGGUGAGGAAAGCAGCGACUGUCAUACAGCACUCCGGCUUCAGUGUCUUUGUGGUUGGUGUGGCUGAUGUAGAUUACAAUGAGCUGGCCAAGAUUGCCAGCAAGCCCAGUGAGCGUCAUGUAUUUAUUGUUGAUGACUUUGAUGCCUUUGAAAAGAUUCAAGAUAACCUCGUCACUUUUGUGUGUGAGACAGCUACCUCAACUUGUCCUCUUAUUUACUUGGAGGGCUACACUUCACCUGGUUUCAAGAUGUUGGAAUCAUAUAAUCUAACAGAGAAGCAUUUUGCUUCUGUACAAGGCGUAUCACUGGAAUCAGGCUCUUUCCCAAGCUAUGUAGCAUAUCGACUCCACAAAAAUGCCUUUGUCAGCCAGCCAAUACGGGAGAUUCACCCAGAGGGAUUGCCACAGGCGUACACUAUCAUUCUGUUAUUCCGUCUUCUGCCUGAAUCCCCCAAUGAGCCUUUUGCAAUUUGGCAGAUUACAGACAGAGAUUACAAACCACAAGUUGGAGUUGUGCUUGAUCCUGCCAGUAAAGUGCUGUCAUUCUUUAACAAGGAUACAAGAGGAGAGGUUCAAACUGUAACUUUUGAUAAUGAUGAAAUAAAGAAAAUCUUUUAUGGAAGCUUCCACAAGGUCCAUAUUGUUGUAACUUCAUCAAAUGUUAAGAUAUACCUUGACUGCAGUGAAAUACUAGAAAAACCAAUUAAGGAGGCUGGGAACAUCACAACUGAUGGCUAUGAAAUACUUGGGAAACUUCUUAAAGGUGACCGGAGAUCAGCAACGUUAGAAAUCCAGAAUUUUGACAUUGUGUGCAGUCCAGUUUGGAGUAGCAGAGACAGAUGCUGUGAUCUUCCUUCUAUGAGAGAUGAAGCAAAAUGUCCAGCUCUUCCAAAUGCUUGUACCUGUACUCAAGACAGCGUGGGACCUCCAGGACCCCCUGGACCAGCUGGUGGCCCAGGUGCUAAAGGUCCCAGAGGUGAAAGGGGUUUGACUGGAUCAUCUGGUCCGCCUGGUCCUCGUGGUGAGACAGGUCCUCCUGGCCCUCAAGGUCCCCCAGGUCCCCAGGGUCCCAAUGGGCUGUCAAUCCCAGGUGAACCGGGUCGUCAAGGAAUGAAAGGUGAUGCUGGCCAGCCUGGACUACCAGGGCGAUCGGGAACCCCAGGUUUACCUGGUCCACCUGGCCCAAUGGGACCUCCAGGAGAAAGGGGUUUCACAGGAAAAGAUGGUCCCACAGGUCCCAGAGGCCCACCAGGACCAGCGGGUGCUCCAGGAGUUCCAGGAGUUGCUGGCCCAAGUGGAAAACCAGGGAAGCCAGGAGAUCGUGGGACACCAGGUACACCUGGAAUGAAGGGAGAAAAAGGUGACAGAGGUGACAUUGCUUCUCAGAACAUGAUGCGAGCAGUUGCAAGACAAGUUUGUGAACAACUGAUAAAUGGUCAAAUGAGCCGGUUCAAUCAAAUGCUGAAUCAAAUUCCAAAUGAUUAUUAUUCAAACCGCAACCAGCCAGGGCCACCAGGACCACCUGGUCCUCCAGGAGCUGCUGGGACAAGAGGAGAGCCUGGACCUGGAGGAAGACCAGGAUUCCCAGGACCUCCUGGGGUCCAAGGACCACCCGGUGAAAGAGGAAUGCCUGGAGAGAAAGGCGAAAGAGGAACUGGAUCUCAAGGACCUCGAGGUUUGCCAGGACCACCUGGUCCACAAGGAGAAUCUAGAACUGGUCCACCAGGCUCCACAGGAUCACGAGGACCACCAGGGCCGCCAGGUCGUCCUGGAAAUGCAGGUGUUCGAGGUCCCCCAGGGCCACCAGGAUAUUGUGAUUCAUCCCAGUGUGCUAGCAUCCCUUACAAUGGCCAAGGAUUCCCAGAACCAUACGUGCCUGAAAGUGGACCCUAUCAACCUGAAGGUGAACCCUUUGUAGUACCUAUGGAGUCAGAAAGGAGAGAGGACGAGUAUGAGGACUAUGGAGUUGAAAUGCAUUCACCAGAAUACCCUGAGCACAUGCGCUGGAAAAGAUCGCUGUCAAGAAAAGCAAAAACAAAACCAUAAAAGAUCUCUGUCUUGUUUUGGUGGUUUUUUUUGAUUGGUGGCUUUUGGUUUUGCUAUACUUGCAUUUGCUGAUACACACAGGGAGAGUGCUUCACUUCUUUUGCAACACAGCUUUCUGGUCUUUUCGUAUGAGAUGCACCCCUGUUUUGUGUCUUGCUUAUGCAGGGAUAGCAACGUGUGUACUAGAGACUUCAUAUUGCUCUGGAAAUGCUUGUAAAAUACUUUUGCUUAUAGUGGCUGCGUACAGGUUAAUAUGUGCAUUCAGUUAUCUCAGUGCUGCCUUUUCAUUAAAAUAAUGU
Molecule: messenger RNA, 4577 nt
Organism: Tauraco erythrolophus (red-crested turaco)
Lineage: Eukaryota; Metazoa; Chordata; Aves; Musophagiformes; Musophagidae
Source: RefSeq, a predicted model, not a curated record